UCCAAACAUCUCCGUAACACCUUUUACUUAAAUAAAACCUGAUUUUACUCUUAAUCAAAUCUAAAAUCAAAGCGUGUAUUUUUUCCUGUGCGCGCUCCCGCCAGGGGCACUCAGUUCUUCGGGUGCCGUUCUCACCGUGACACCAGCCGUAGUGGGAGACGCCGAUCGUGACAGGCUGACGGCAGAGGAGUGUAAACAUGGCGGCGUGCAGAGCGAACAGCCCGUUCCUGUUAGCCUGAGAGCCGCAGACAGCCAACAUGGAGACCGAGGAGGAGCAGCACAUCACCACGCUGCUUUGCAUGGGCUUCCCCGACCCAGACGUGAUCCGAAAGGCGCUCCGGCUGGCCAAGAACGACAUUAACGAGGCGGUGGCCCUCCUCACUAACGAAAGCCCCGGGCUCGGCUAUGGAUACGAGCCGAUGGAGAGCGGGCCCGCCCCGGGCUUAGGCUCCAGCGGGGACGGGGAGAGCAGCGGGAGAACCGGGACUGGAGGCUUCGAUCCUCCGCCUGCUUACCACGAUGUGGUGGACAGUGAGAGGAGCAACGAUGAGAAUGGAAACUGUUCGGGGGGCAGCAUGGAGUUUCCCACCACUAACCUGUACGAGCUGGAGAGUCGGGUCUUCACAGACCAUUGGUCGAUUCCAUAUAAGAGGGAGGAGUCUCUGGGGAAGUGUCUGAUCGCCUCCACCUGCCUGGCCCGCCACGGUCUGGCUGAUGCUGAUGAGAACUGUAAGCGGUUCAUGGAUCGCUGCAUGCCUGAGGCCUUUAAGAAGCUUCUUACCAGCAGUGCGGUUCAUAAAUGGGGCACAGAGAUCCAUGAGGGCAUCUAUAACAUGCUGAUGUUGUUGGUGGAGCUGGUGGCAGAGAGGGUGAAGCAGGACCCCGUCCCCAUCAACCUCAUGGCUGUCCUCACCAUGGCAUUUAACCCCGACAACGAGUACCACUUUAAGAACCGAAUGAAGGCUUGUCAGAGGAACUGGGCUGAGGUUUUUGGAGAUGAGGCCAACAUGUUUGCUGUUUCUCCCACAAACACCAAUCAGAAGGAGCCUCAUGGUUGGCUGGUGGAUCUGGUCAAUCGAUUUGGAGAGCUGGGAGGAUUCACAGCGAUCCAGAUGAAGCUGAACACGGAUGAGAUCGAGAUCGCUAGCGUGUCAGCUCUCGUUCAGCCUCUUGGUGUGGGAGCAGAGUACCUGAACUCCAGUCUCAUCCAGCCCAUGCUCGAUCCGGUCAUCCAUAAGAUGAUCACGUAUGUGCAGAACCUGGAGGAGAAGGAUCUCAAAGAUAAGCGUCUGGUGAGCAUCCCCGACCUCCUGUCGGCCAUCAAACUGCUGUGCAUGCGUUUCCAGACAGAGCUGGUUAACGUGGUGGACGACCUGCGGCUGGACACGCUGCUGAGGAUGCUGAAAACGCCGCACUUCUCCACCAAGAUGAACUCCCUUAAAGAGGUGACCAAGUUAAUCGAAGAGAGCACGGUGUCUAAGACGGUGAAGAACGCCAUCGACCCCGAUAAACUCCUGGACUGGCUGGUGGAGAAUUCAGUCCUGUCGAUAGCACUGGAAGGUAAUAUUGAUCAGGCUCAGUACUGUGAGAGGAUUAAAGGAAUCAUUGAGUUGCUCGGGAGCAAACUUUCUCUGGAUGAGCUUUCAAAGAUCUGGAAGAUUCAGGCGGGCCAAUCAUCAACAGUGAUCGAGAACAUUCACACCAUCAUUGCUGCUGCUGCCGUCAAAUUCAGCUUCGAUCAACUCACACACCUCUUCAUCCUCAUCCAGAAGAGCUGGGAGGUGGAGAGCGACCGAGUGAGGCAGAAACUGCUGAGUCUGAUUGGGAGGAUCGGCCGAGAGGCUCGCUCCGACAACACCACGGGGAAGGUGUUGGAGGUGCUGUGGGAGCUGGCUCACCUGCCCACGCUGCCCACCAGUCUGGUUCAGCAGGCGCUGGAGGAACACCUGGGGAUCCUGAGCGACGCGUACGCCGUGAAGGAGACGGUGAAACGCAGCUACAUCAUCAAGUGUAUCGAAGACAUUAAAAAGAACGUGUCGGUGGAGGAGAGUAAAGGCAGCGACAGUCAGAGCUCAUUUCUAAGCGGCACAUGGAGCAAGAAGAAAGCUCACUUUAUGCUCAAAGCGUCUCAGCCGAGCAGUCCUCAGGCCGUCUGGGUGGUUCCUGCUCUCCGUCAACUCCAUGAGAUCACUCGUUCUUUCAUCAAACAGACAUAUCAGAAACAAGACAAGAGCAUCAUUCAGGACCUGAAGAAAAACUUUGAGAUAGUAAAGCUCAUCACAGGCUCUCUUGUCUGCUGCCAUCGGCUCGCUGUGACAGCUGCAGGGAAUAACGGGCUGUCAGGAUCCACACUAGUGGACGGAAGAUACACCUACCAGGAGUACCUGGACGGCCACCUGCGCUUCCUGGCGUUCUUCCUGCAGGAGGCGAGUCUUUACCUGGUGUGGAACAGAGCCAAGGAGCUGUGGGAGUGUUUGGUGUCGGGACCGGACGUCUGUGAGCUCGACAGAGAGAUGUGCUUUGAGUGGUUCACUAAAGGCCAACACGACCUGGAGAGUGACGUUCAGCAGCAGCUUUUUAAAGAGAAGAUCCUCAAACUGGAGCCGUACGAGAUCACUAUGAAUGGUUUCAAUCUGUUUAAGACGUUCUUUGAGAACGUGAAUCUGUGCGACCAUCGCCUCAAACGCCAGGGAACCCAGCUGUGUGUGGAGCGUCUUGACCUGGCAGGGAUGGAUUUUAUUUGGCGUAUCGCCAUGGAAACCCCCGAUGAAGAAAUCGCUAAUGAAGCUAUCCAGCUGAUCAUCACAUACAGCUACACCAACCUCAACCCCAAAAUGAAGAAGGACUCUGUGUCUCUGCAUAAGAAGUUCAUUGCUGAUUGUUACAAGCGUCUGGAGGCGGCGAGCUCGGCCCUGGGCGGCCCCACUCUGACACAUGCUGUUACCAGGGCAACCAAGAUGCUGACGGCCACCGCCAUGCCGACCGUGGCCACGUCUGUACAAUCUCCAUCCAGGUACAGAGGGGGGUUUGGAUCCACUAAGCUGGUGAUAAUCGAGAGACUGCUGCUAUUGGCUGAACGCUACGUAAUCACAAUCGAGGACAUGUAUUCAGUUCCUCGCACUAUUCUACCUCACGGCGCGUCGUAUAACGGACACCCUGUCACCCUUCACAUCACCUAUGAGUCAACCAAAGACACCUUCACCUUAGAGACCCACAGUAACGAGACUAUAGGAAGUAUCAGGUGGAAGAUUUCUGAACACCUCAGCUGUCCGGUGGAUAACGUCCAGAUCUUCGCCAACGACAGCGUGCUGACAAUGAACCGAGACCAGAAGCUUCUGUCCCAGCUCGGCUUCAGCGACGAGCAGAGUCUGACGGUGAAGAGUUCAGGUACCGGCACGCCGUCGGGCAGCUCUGAGUCAUCGGCAUCGGCCUCCAGCAGCUCCAGCUCAGCGGUCUUUAACUCCGCCUACGCCUUGGAGCAGGAGAAGUCUCUGCCUGGCGUGGUCAUGGCGUUGGUGUGUAACGUGUUUGAGAUGCUUUACCAGCUGGCUAACCUCGAUGAAUCCAGGAUCACUCUUCGUGUGAGGAAGCUGCUGCUGCUUAUUCCCACUGAUCCAGAGGUUCAGGACGCUCUGGACAACUUUGUUCCCAAAGAAUCGAGCGUGUGGAGCCAUCAGAAAACCCUGUUCACCCUGGGUCAGGGUUCAGGCUCUCGCUCUCCGUCUAUGUCGUCUAAACAGCAGCACCAGCCGAGCGCCGCCUCUAUCUUAGAGUCUCUGUUCAGGUCGUCGGCCCCGGGCAUGUCCACCUUCAGAGUGCUGUAUAACCUGGAGGUGCUGAGUUCAAAGCUGAUGCCAACGUCUGACGAUGAGAUGGCAAAAAGCAGCAGCAAAUCUUUCUGUGAGAACUUCCUCAAAGCAGGAGGCCUCAGUCUGGUGGUGAACGUGAUGCAGAGAGAUUCGAUCCCCUCUGAGGUCGACUAUGAGACGCGUCAGGGCGUGUACUCCAUCUGUCUGCAGCUGGCCAGGUUCCUCCUCGUUGGUCAGAGCAUGCCUGCGGUGCUGGAUGAUGAUGUCAUCAGGGACGGCGAGGCGCUGUCGUCUCGUCCGUUUCGUAACGCUGGCCGUACGGGCCGCCAGCUGUCUCUGUGUGGAACUCCGGAGAAGUCAUCGUACCGACAGAUGUCUCUGUCCGAGCGCUCGUCCAUCCGUGUGGAGGAAAUCAUCCCCGCCGCUCGAGUCGCCAUCCAGACCAUGGAGGUGGGAGAUUUCACGUCCACUGUGGCGUGUUUCAUGCGUCUCACCUGGGCAGCUGCAGCAGGGCGGUUGGAUCUAGUUGGCAGCCCUCAGCCAAUCAGAGAGACUCAUGGCUCUCUGUUACCACAGGGGGUCCGUACCCGCAUCAGCAGCACAGGAAGUAACUGCAGCUCCAGCAGCGAGGGGGAGACCACGCCCACAGCGUUGCAUGCUGGGAUAUGUGUCCGACAGCAGAGCGUCUCAAUCAAAGACGCGAUCAUCGCUCGAGAGGCUCUAUCUCUGCUGGUGACGUGUCUGCAGCUCCGCUCUCAGCAGCUCUCGUCGUUUUAUAACCUCCCAUCAGUGAACGACUUCAUCAUCGAUAUUUUGCUGGGCUCUCCGAGUGGAGAGAUUCGCCGUGUGGCAUGCGACCAGCUCUAUACACUUAGUCAGUCGGACACGUCGGCGUUUCCCGACGUUCAGAAACCAAACCUGUUCCUGUUGUCUGUGGUUCUGACCGCUCAGCUGCCACUGUGGAGCCCAACGUCAGUCAUGAGAGGAGUCAACCAGAGGCUGCUGUCUCAGUGCACCGAGUACUUCGACCUACGAUGUCAGCUCCUCGACGAUCUCACCACGUCAGAGAUGGAGGUGGUCAAGGUGAGUGCAGCCACCAUGUUGGAGGAUGAGAUCUCCUGGCUCGAUAACUUUGAGCCGAGCUGGAGCUCGGAGAUGGAGACGAGCGAGGCCGACAACAUCCUGCUGGCCGGACACCUUCGUUUGAUCAAAACGCUGCUGUCGCUGUGCGGGAACGAGAAGGAGCACCUCGGUCCGUCUCUAAUCCAGCAGCUGUUGGAUGACUUUCUGUUUAGAGCAUCCAGGAUCAUCAUCAAUAGCUCCAACCCAACACAGUCCCCGACGCCAAGCCACGACUUCCACCCAAAGUGCAGCACAGCCAGCAGUCGUCUAGCAGCCUAUGAGGUGUUGGUGAUGUUGGCUGACAGCUCGCUGUCUAACCUCCGACUGAUUACCAGAGAGCUGCUGUCCAUGCACCACCAGUCCGACCCCUCUCUCUGCAAGGAGUUUGAUUACCUCCCUCCUGUGGAGAGCCGCUCAGUGUCGGGUUUUGUGGGGUUAAAAAAUGGCGGAGCUACGUGUUACAUGAACGCCGUGUUUCAGCAGCUCUACAUGCAGCCUGGACUACCUGAGGCUUUCCUGUCCAUCGAGGACGACACAGAUCAGCCCGACGAGAGCGUCUUCUACCAGGUCCAGUCUCUGUUCGGACAUCUGAUGGAGAGCAAACUGCAGUACUACGUACCUGAGAACUUCUGGAAGAUCUUUAAGAUGUGGAACAAAGAGCUGUACGUCAGAGAGCAGCAGGACGCCUACGAGUUCUUCACCAGCCUGGUGGACCAGCUCGACGAACACCUCAAGAAAAUGGGUCGGGAGCAGAUCUUUAAAAACACAUUUCAGGGAAUCUUCUCUGAUCAGAAGAUCUGUAAAGACUGUCCUCACAGGUACGAGCGAGAGGAAACCUUCAUGGCUCUGAACCUCGGUGUGACGGCCUGUCAAAGUCUGGAGAUUUCUUUGGAUCAGUUUGUGAGAGGAGAAGUUCUUGAGGGCAGCAACGCCUACUACUGCGAGAAAUGUAAAGAAAAGAGAACCACGGUGAAGAGGACGUGUAUCAAGUCUUUGCCCAGCGUUCUCUGUAUCCACCUCAUGCGCUUCGGCUUCGACUGGGAGAGCGGCCGCUCCAUCAAAUACGACGAGCAGAUCAGAUUCCCCUGGGUUCUCAACAUGGAGCCCUACACCGUCUCUGGGAUGGCUCGGCAGGACUGCAGUGGCGAGGGGGUUGAGGGGCGGGGUGAUGGCACUUCAGGAGGGUCACCCAGGAAGAAGGUCACCAUAUCUGAGAACUACGAGCUGGUGGGAGUCGUAGUCCACAGCGGGCAGGCUCACGCCGGCCAUUAUUACUCCUUCAUCAAAGACAGACGCGGCAGUGCUCGUGGUCGUUGGUAUAAAUUCAACGAUAACGUGGUGGAGGAGUUCGACAUGAACGAUGAAUCUCUGGAGUACGAGUGUUUCGGUGGAGAGUAUCGACCCAAAGUCUACGACCAAUCUAACCCUUACCCUGACGUGAGGCGGCGCUAUUGGAACGCCUACAUGCUGUUCUACCAGAAAAUCAGUGACCUGAACUCACCUGUCCUCCCCAAGAAGAGCCGAGUCAGCAUCAUGAGGCAGGAGGCCGAGGACCUCACGCUGUCCGCCCCCUCCUCCCCCGAUGUCUCCCCCCAGUCCUCCCCUCGACCCCCACGAGCCAACAACGACCGCCUCACCCUCCUCACCCGCCUGGUCAGGAAGGGGGAGAAGAAGGGUCUGUUUGUGGAGAAGAUGCCGGCCAGCAUCUAUCAGAUGGUGAGAGAUGAGAACCUGAAGUUCAUGAGGAACAGAGACGUCUACAACAGCGACUACUUCAACUUCACGCUCUCCCUCACCUCCGUUAACGCCACGAAGCUGAAGCAUCCUGACUAUCAGCCAAUGGCCAGAGAGAGUCUACAGCUCGCCGUUCACUUCCUGUUCCACACCUACCUGCACACCAAAAAGAAGCUACGGGUGGACACGGAGGAGUGGAUGGCGGCGGUGGACGUGUUAUUGUCAAAGAGCAGUGAGGCGUGUCAUUGGAUGGUUCAGUACCUGGUCACACCUGAAGGACGAGAGAUCACCAGGGUGUGUCUGUUGGAGUGCAGCGUCCGUGAGGUUCGGGUGGUGGUGGCGUCCAUCUUGGAGAAAACUCUGGAGAGUGCUCUUCACUUUGGAGACCCGGGGUUGGACGGUCUGGUGGACGCUCUGCUGUCCUUACUGGACAAAGACGUUCCUGAGAACGUUAAGAACUGUUCCCAGUACUUCAGCCUCUUUAGUAACUUCGCUCAACGGGGCUGUGCUUCCUGUCAGCUGUUACUGAAACACUCGGCCUAUCGACGGAUGCUCAUCUUCCUGUUAGGACCCAACAGACAAAACAACCAGAACCGGCGCUGGAGUCCUGCUCAGGCUCGAGAGUUCCUCCACCUCCACAGCUCCCUCGCCCUCAUCACGCUGCACGCCGACCUCCACGCUCAGCGGACGCACGCUCCUGGAGGCUUUAAACUGAGAGUGAGCUGUGUCUCGUCCUCCUCGCCACUCCUCCCUCUGCACUCUGACAUCCUCGCCUCUCUGUUCACUGCAGAAGGACAGUCCUACCUUUUAGAGGUGAUGUUUGCAAUGCGGGAGCUGUCUGGUCCUCUGUCUCUGCUCAUAGAGAUGGUCACCUAUGUGUCGUUCUGUAAUGAAGCCUUCUCUCUUGGCGUGCUGCAGCUCCUCAAGACCCAGCUGGAGACAGCCCCUCCUCAUGAACUUAAGAAUGUCUUCCUGAUGCUGCAGGAACUGCUGGUCAUGGAGGAUCCUCUGCAGUCCCAGAGACUCAAGUAUGCCUUCGAGUCAGAGAAAGGUCUUUUAGCGUUGAUGCAUCAGAGCAACAACGUGGACAGCCGGCGCUGUUAUCAGUGCGUCAAGUUUCUGGUCACGCUGGCUCAGAAGUGUGCUCCAGCCAAAGAUUAUUUCAAAGACCUGUCAGGUCACUGGAGUUGGGCCGUUCAGUGGCUGCAGAAAAAGAUGACGGAACAUUACUGGACUCCUCAAAGCAACGUUUCCAAUGAGACAUCGACCAACAAAACGUUCCAGAGGACCAUCUCAGCUCAGGACACGUUGGCCUACGCCACGGCGUUGUUGAACGAGAAGGAGCAGUCAGGCAGCAGUAACGGUUCUGACGGCAGCCCGGCCAACGAGAACGCAGACCGCAGUCUGACACAGGGCUCGGAGUCUCCCAUGAUGCUUGGCGACUCAAAGAGUGACCUGGAAGACGUGGACCCAUAGCUCCUCCCUCUGGCGGGAUCCCUCCCUCAGGAGCAGCGGCUCGGCUCCAGGUGGCCAAGCGACAGCUGCUCUCUGCUUCUGAUUGGUUGGGACAUUUAGGACUCCAGAGCGAGCCAAUCAGAGCUGUUCUCCUUUGUGAUGCUGCGUCAGAGGAGGAGCUUUGAAAACAUCAAUUCUGUAGUCUGAGAGCCACCGAGGCGACAGCGAGGAGUUUUUAUCAGGGAGGGGUCAACAUGGACCCUCCCCCAUUGGUUCAGAGAGACGGCGAGUGGGGCGGCGGCCUUAUGCUGUUUUUAUCUGUGUCUGCUCGUGUUCCCGCCGUCUCCACGUCGACAGACCCUUCCUGUAAAGAUUGUUUCAUAGGUGUAAUUUCACUGUAAGAUAAUAUUUUAAAUUCUUUCACUGCGCCAAACACUGAGGCGCUCGCCGCUCUAGAGGAACACUCACACCUGUACAGGAACACCUGCACACACCAGGGGGCGUGGCUUAGUCUGCACUUUAUAGUCCAGCCCACUACACUUCCUCUCGACCUCCACGCCAUCCUGUCUUCUUCUUCUGUUGCUUUUAUGAUUUAGUGCCACUAAUGCAGACGCCUGUUACCUCAGCGCGGUGUAGGGCGGCACGGAGCCUCACCUGUCCUUAAACACAGACCAGGUUCUCACCUGUCCUUAUAAGGAGCCGCCAUGGUAACACAGACCGGGUCUUUACCUGUCCUUAAACGGAGCCGCCAUGUGCCGGUCUGAAACGAUCAGUGCCGCCAACUCUUCUUCUGCUGCUGCUUCUUCUGUGCUUUAAUUCCUUCUUCUUCUGUUGUGUCUCCUUCCCGUGAGCUCUUUUCUGUUUCUUCCUCUUUGGUUCUUCUUCUUUGGUUUUUUCUUCGUGGACUCCGGAUGGAUGGACUCUCAGAGGACGACGUUUCUGGCCUUAUGCAAAGACGAACUGAUCCCAGAUCAGCGGCAGACGAGCUCAGGAGCUUCAUUUGUUUAUGAUUUCUGUUUGGUGCCAAGGUUACUCACCAACCACUCACCGCUAACACUAGGACAGAGCGUGACGGCGUCAACACGACGGCGUGAGCGUGUCACAGCGAGCGGGUGGUCUUCACUGUUACCUCCGACUCAUCAGAUCUCAUCAGAGCAUCUGUCUGCCUUUUUACUUUCUUUUUUUAUGUUUCUUUAUUUUGUCUCAAACGUAGCUCUGGUGUCAGCCUGCAGCCGUCACUAACCCCCCCUCCUCCACCAAUCACAGGGAGUCUUGAAGUGCCUUAACCUCCUGAUCCCGCCUCACCAUAGGAGAGCGACACGGUGUCUUCAUCAUCAUCAGGGAAGCGAAAAUCAUGACAAACGCUGACUGUGUCCCAAACUGCUCACCGUACACCAGGUCCUAUAAACUCCAUGCUGCUUCCUCUGACGGCAGACCAGCUUUAGGGUCCCUGACCCCUCAGAGCCCUUUAACCUCUGGAUCUGUGUCUUUAAUAGUCCUGAGGAUCAGUUAGGGUCCAGAUCUUUGCAUUUGAGCUCAAAAUAUUUCAAUUCUAUAUUUUGUGUUAAAAUGUUCAUAGUGACUGCCCUCUACAGGCUCAAACGUCUCAGUUAUUUUGAUCAUUUCUGAUUGGCUGAUCUGGUGCUCUGUGGCGUCAUUUGUUGUCCCCACAGAGCCCAACAGUCACCGCCCAAUUUUUAAACCAUUUACUUCACUAGCAGCGGCUCACAGCUGAAAUCCACAUUCAACCAAUCAGAGACGUUGCUGUGACUCUCUAGGAUUGUGGGUAACGUAGUGCUGUUGGCCCAGCUCAUAUAUGAACCAUGUUUCUCUUCAAACCAGGUCGAUUAUGAUCAAUUUUGUCUUGUAUCCUGGUUCCUCCCUUAGCUAGCUCGUGGUCAGUCCACCUGUAAUGGUUCUGAUAUUCUGGCUAACUAUCAAAUCUAAACGCAGCGUAGACUGAAUGAUGUGGCUGAUUAGGGACAGUUACUCUUUAAUGUGACAUCAGCUCUGAAUCAUGUGACUUAAUGGUUUCUACAUCUCUGUCCAAAGUUUCACUGACCCGCUAGCGUGACGCUGGUAUGACCCUUGGUCUAUAAAUAGAAUAUACAACUAAAACCAUGAUUGUUACUACAGCUCUGCCAUUAGUCUGAUUGUAGCAAUGCAUUGUGGGUCUGAUAUCAUCUCAUUGAAAUUCAGACUAAUCCUGGAACAAUCCUCGGAUUAUCAAGUACACCAAAUAUCAUCCUAUGACCUUUGAACCUUGUACAGACUGGCUAUGACGACGGAUUUAGGAUGUACGGAUUCAGUGUGGGACCCAGCAGCAGAUUACAACCAGAUUAAAAUCAGAUUAUAACCAGAUUACAAUCAGAUUAUAACCAGAUUAUAACCAGAUUAUAAUCAGAUUAUAACCAGAUUACAACCAGAUUACAAUCAGAUUAUAACCAGAUUAAAAUCAGAUUAUAACCAGAUUACAAUCAGAUUAUAAACAGAUUACAAU
Messenger RNA from Cheilinus undulatus (humphead wrasse), 10620 nucleotides. It is a transcript of the gene usp24, whose product is annotated as ubiquitin specific peptidase 24. The coding region runs from base 258 to 8141 and encodes 2627 amino acids. Gene Ontology annotation, cellular component: nucleus; cytosol. Gene Ontology annotation, molecular function: cysteine-type deubiquitinase activity; cysteine-type endopeptidase activity; protein binding. The transcript has 67 exons. Gene Ontology annotation, biological process: protein deubiquitination. The record is from RefSeq and is a predicted model, not a curated record. Lineage: Eukaryota; Metazoa; Chordata; Actinopteri; Labriformes; Labridae.